AUGAUGCCGAGAGCUCUGCGGAGACUGGUCCAUAUGGUGCUGUUCUGCCCUCUGUCCAAAGGGCUGCAGAGUCGUCUGCCAGCCAUUAAGGUGAAGUAUCUCCUCCUGGCCUGGCUGGGCAUCCUCAUCACCAGCUGGGUCAUCUACAUGCAGUACGCCUCCUACUCUGAGCUGUGCCGCGGGCAUGUCUGCCACAUGGUCAUUUGUGAUCACUACAGAAGAGGCAUUGUAUCAGGCUCGUCCUGCAAGGCAUUGUGUGAUCAGAGAACUCUAACCAUGCAGCGCUGCAUGUCCACCUCCUCUACACACCAGGUGUACAUUGGGCUGUGGAAGGACAGACCUGUUGUGAUCAAGUGUGGGCUUGAGGAUCCGCUGAAGACUGAUGGGGCUCCAGGCUCUUUUCUGCGACAGGAGAUGAGCUUAUUUGAAAAACCCACUCGUGGAACCUCAAUGGAUGAAUUUAAAGAGAUGCUACACAGUUUCCUCAAGGCUAACCUUGGUGAGCAGCCAUCUUUGAACACAUUGGUGGACAGGGUCAUUACUCUGGCUGAUAUCAACAAGGACAGCAAAGUAUCCCUAGCAGAGGCCAAGUCUAUCUGGGCUCUUCUGCAGAUCAACGAGUUCCUUCUGAUGGUGGCGCUGCAGGAGAAGGAGCACACCCCCAAGCUGCUGGGUUUCUGUGGAGACUUGUAUGUGACGGAACACGUGGGCCACAGCUCUCUCUACUGGCUGGAGGUGCCUCACUACCUGCAGGCUCUGGUUCCAGAGGCCCUGAGCUCCAGCCUGAACCACUGGCUCGCUCCAGCCUGGCCUCGCAGGGCUCGCAUUACCAUCGGCCUGCUGGAGUUUGUGGAGGAGGUCUUCCACGGCUCCUACGGGAGUUUCCUCAUAUGUGAUGCCAGUCCUCGCCACGUGGGCUACAAUUCAAAGUAUGACUGCAAGAUGGCCGAACUGCGCAGCGUGGCGUCUGAGGCAGUGGUGCGGGGGUUCAUGAGGGGGCGGCGGUGUGAGACCAACGCAGACUGCACCUACGGCCGGGACUGCACGGCCACCUGUGACCGGCUGGUGAAGCAGUGUAACUCUGAGGUGGUGCAGCCCAAUCUGGCGAAGGUGUGUGUGCUGCUGCAGGAUUAUCUGCUUUUUGGGGCCCCUGUGGACCUCCGUGGGGAUCUGGAGAAGCAGCUACGCACCUGUGUGACACUCAGCGGCCUGGCCAGUCAAAUGGAGGUUCACCACUCACUGGUGCUCAACAACCUGAAGACAUUACUGUGGAAGAAAAUCUCCAACACGCAGUACUCUUGAAAGGAGCUUAUCAUCUACAGUGAAUUAUUUCAUGAACGUGGUCGUUUUUGCUCCUGAAGCUCUGCCAAAUGUUUUGAAAGGUGGUGAUUAUUAAUAUAUUUUCCCUCUGCAUUGACUGUGAACAACAGAGAACUGUGAUACAGUACGAAACAGCAUUACAAUGCAUUAUUUUGAGAAGCACAUUCAUCUCCUUGGACAUAAUAUUCUCAGGGCGCUUGCCUCUAACUUUAUUUGUAAAAUAAUCUGAGUAAAUUUAGUUUUCAAAAUAUAUAGAAGAGUCUUGUCUAUCCCUACUGAAUGUCAAAUUUGACAUGGCGUGAUGGUUUUUGUACAAUUUUAAUUAUUGGUGGAAAUGAUUGAACUUCUUGUUUUUUGUGUACAGUAUAAAUGACUCCAUGUAAAGCACAGAUAAGAUACAAACAAUGGAUGGAAUAAUACGAUAGUACUGAUGUGUGCCUACUGAUGUUGAUAAUGUACAGACUGGGGUUGUAUAUGAUGAUCAUGAUUAUACUUGAAUGAACUUCUGACCUGUGAAUAAACAUAAUUUGGUUCAAAUAA
Messenger RNA from Gymnodraco acuticeps, 1860 nucleotides. It is a transcript of the gene dipk1b, whose product is annotated as divergent protein kinase domain 1B. The transcript is spliced from 5 exons. The record is from RefSeq and is a predicted model, not a curated record. Lineage: Eukaryota; Metazoa; Chordata; Actinopteri; Perciformes; Bathydraconidae. Bases 1 to 1302 code for a protein of 433 amino acids.